AUGACAAGAGAAGAAGUUAUAACUUUAAAAAAAGAGAAAAGACAUAGAAGCUUAGAAGACUUUUUAGUAGAUAAUGAAGUUGCAUCAACAAGUCGUCCGAGCAAGAGACAAAAAGAAAAUGAAGAUAGAGCUAAA
Molecule: messenger RNA, 135 nt
Organism: Dentiscutata erythropus
Lineage: Eukaryota; Fungi; Glomeromycota; Glomeromycetes; Diversisporales; Gigasporaceae
Source: the annotation of a GenBank genome assembly